AUGUUUGGUUUUCUGUUUGGAUGGAGAAAGGCUUCAAAGUGCAAGAGAGUGUUGAAACAGCUUCAGCGUCGUCUCAAGCUUCUCAAGAACAAGAAACACGUCAUUUCUUCACACUUACGACACGACAUAGUCCAGUUACUCCGCAUUGGUGAACGAGACCGUGCUCUACGUCGGGCUCAUGAUCUCUACCUUGAUGAGAAUCUCAUGUCUCUCUACCACUUGCUUCUCCAAUUCUCUGACUACAUCCUCUUCAACCUCUCUUACAUUAAAAGGCAUAGAGAAGUUUCUGAUGGCGUCAACGAAGCGGUUUCAACGCUUAUAUUUGCUUCUGCGAGGUGUGGUGACUUGCCUGAGCUAAGGACCUUGAGGAUUCUUUUUGGAGAGAGGUAUGGGCAAAACUUUGUGUCAACUGCUCUACAUCUUUUGCCUGGAAACCAUGUCAACUCUCAGAUUAUAGAAAAACUCUCAAGAAUCUUAGUAUCUGAUGAUGCUAAGUCCAAGUUAGUGGCUGAGAUAGCAGCAGAGUUCGGCCUUCCUCUACAAGUUUUAGCACUCGAAAACACUCCCAAAAUAACCUCUACUCAGGAGGAUGAAAGUGAAGCAGAAGUGUAUAAGUUGGAUUUAGAGGGAAAACAAGAAGAGAGUGGUGGUAAUAAAGCAUCAAGGGGUGAAAGAAAAGUAUGUGAUAAGGAUGAUUGCAUAGAGGAGCAAGUGGUGGGAAAAGAUCAGAGGAUAUUCAUAUUCAGAGAGACUAAAGAAGAGACAAGAGAAAGAAAGAGAUCAAGGAGGAAAUCAAGAACAGCAUCAAGCAGUCCAAUGGCCAAAGACGUGGAAUGUUGGAAGUAUUACUACAAGAAGGGAAAUAAAAGGCGUCAAAAGAAAGAGAGUAGUGGUCAGUGUUACCAUAUAGUGUACAACGUGUUUACAACAAUGUGGCCUGAUCAAAAGGAAAAAGGACAAGGAGAAAGUGGUUUAAAGGAAGUUAAGCAUGUUCAUCCUAAGCUUCCUGACUAUGAUCAGCUUGCUGCUCAGUUUACUGCCCUUAGGAACCAACACCAACAACAGGUGCCUUGA
Molecule: messenger RNA, 1074 nt
Organism: Eruca vesicaria subsp. sativa (arugula)
Lineage: Eukaryota; Viridiplantae; Streptophyta; Magnoliopsida; Brassicales; Brassicaceae
Source: the annotation of a GenBank genome assembly